CUAGUCUUCUGUGGGUAGUGAUCUUGCCGCCAUUUUGGACUUCUUUUUUCCCCCUCCCCUUCUCCUUCUUUACAGCACUUGAAAAAAGCAGCGAUUGAGCGCUUCCUUUCCGUCUUACUUGGCGAGCCGCACGGUUAGAAAACUCGAGCUAUGUCCGCCAGCAGGAACCUGAAGCAAGUGAGGAUCGAGAACAGUUCUCCGGCGUCGGCACCUCCGAUGAGCAUGGUGGGCGGCGGCUCCAUGAAGGCGCUGAGAGGUUUGGAGAAGCCGUCCAACAACGAAGCUUUGGCCGCCGCGAUGGCGAUGGCGAAGGCGAAGAAUGAGGAGGAGGGAAGCGGCGGUGGCUUUACGGUCGACAUUAAGAGCUUCCUGAAGCCCGGCGAGAAGAGCUAUACGCAAAGGUGCCGCCUCUUCGUCGGGAACCUUCCCACCGACAUCACCGAGGAGGACUUUAAACGCCUGUUUGAGCGCUACGGGGAGCCCAGCGAGGUCUUCAUUAACCGCGACCGCGGCUUCGGCUUCAUCCGCCUGGAGUCCAGGACCCUGGCUGAAAUAGCAAAGGCAGAACUUGAUGGAACAAUUUUAAAGAGCAGGCCACUUCGAAUUCGAUUUGCCACCCAUGGAGCUGCUUUAACAAUUAAGAAUCUUUCACCAGUUGUUUCCAAUGAGCUUUUGGAACAAGCUUUCUCUCAGUUUGGGCCUGUGGAAAGAGCAGUUGUUGUCGUAGAUGAUCGUGGUAGAGCAACAGGCAAAGGUUUUGUGGAAUUUGCUGCAAAGCCUCCAGCGCGUAAAGCUCUAGAAAGAUGUGGUGAUGGUGCAUUCUUGCUUACAACAACACCUAGACCUGUUCUUGUUGAACCUAUGGAACAAUUUGAUGAUGAAGAUGGUUUGCCUGAGAAAUUAAUGCAAAAAACACAACAGUACCAUAAGGAAAGAGAACAGCCCCCACGUUUUGCCCAACCUGGAACAUUUGAAUUUGAAUAUGCUUCACGAUGGAAAGCUCUUGAUGAAAUGGAAAAACAACAGCGGGAACAAGUUGAUAGAAAUAUUAGAGAAGCUAAGGAGAAGCUAGAAGCAGAAAUGGAAGCAGCUCGGCAUGAGCAUCAGUUAAUGUUGAUGAGACAAGAUCUUAUGAGGCGUCAGGAAGAACUGAGACGUUUAGAAGAACUUCGAAACCAAGAGCUACAGAAAAGAAAGCAGAUACAAUUAAGGCAUGAAGAAGAGCAUAGGAGACGUGAAGAAGAGAUGCUGCGUCAGAGGGAACAGGAGGAACUGAGGAGGCAGCAAGAAGGUUUCAAGUCAAAUUUCUUGGAUACUAGAGAACAGGAAAUGAGAAUGGGUGAUAUGGGUCCUCGUGGAGCAUUAAACAUGGGAGAUGCCUUUAGCCCAGCACCUGCUGGAAACCAAGGUCCUCCUCCUCCACCUACAAUGAUGAGUAUGACUAUGAACAACAGAGGGACAAUGCCUGGCCCAGCAAUGGGGCCAGGUCCUUCGUUGGGGCCAGAAGGAGCUACAAACAUUGGAACCCCAAUGAUGCCAGAUAAUGGAACAGUGCAUUCUGAGAGAUUUCCUCAAGGAGGCCCACCACAGAUGGGUUCACCUAUGGUUAAUAGACCAGGCUCUGAAACUCCUCAACCAGCUAUGGGUGGUGUAGGUGCCGUCAAUAGUGGACCCAGUGGCUUUGGUAGAGGAAAUCCUGGGGGCAGCUUUGAAGGACCUAACAAGCGUCGCAGAUAUUGAAACAUUCAUUUUUGUACUCUUGUGAAAUUGAAUGAAUGACUAUCUGGUGUUUUAACUAUAUAAUUUCAACUGUUACUUUUGAAUGGUUUUACUGUUAAUAUAGACAUUAACCUUUUUUGUAAACUAUAUAGACUUUUUUUUUGUAUUUAGUCAUAGGCUUAGGAUAGUAUAGAAAUAAUGCACUUCAUUUUUGUACAUCAGUUGUUUGUGACUGCCACAAAAUAUAAUGUGACCAUGCUGUGAAAUUUGUGAGUUACAUGCUUACAAUAAAAUAACAGUUUAAAUGAUUUUGAAACACUGCUAUGAAUACUAUCUUUAAAUUUAAUUGUAAUUAUCCAUAAUUAUUUUUCUUUGACAAUGCCUAUCUUGGGGGGGGAUCUGCUUUAUCCAUUGUAAUUGUAUGAAAAUAAAAAUGCAGCUUGCAAUACAUAGAAAAAGUUGGGGUUAAUGCAGCUUUAGAAAAUAUGAAACUAUUGGUAAGCCAAUAUAGAUUUGUGUUUUUUUAAUCAAAUAUGUUAUUUUUCAACAACCUGUAUAAAUCUCUUUGCAAUGGGAUUGUUAUCGUAAUGUAAUCCUGUGUUCAAGUUCAAAUAAACAUUUUGAGCCUUGGAAACGUACAAGUAGUGAAUAUUCACCUAUGAUCUUAACUAGAUUAUGUAUGGAAAUAAUUUCAAAGAAAACAAAUUUCAUCAUUUAAUGGAUCAUUACUACUAUUUGCAUUUGUGCUUCCUCUGUAGUGGAUUUAUAAAAUAUAUUCAAAGUAUUCUUUUUCACCCAAAACACAUUUUCUUUUUUAAAAAAUAUUUGCUAGAUUCCUGUCUUUCAAUAUUAAAGAAAAUGCUUUGUUUAACAAAUUCUGGAAACACUAGCAACUACUAGCACUUAAUAAUUUUGGUAGGCAAAAUAUUUUCAGUUCUGCACUUCAUUUAAAUAUGUAAAUUCUUUUCUAUUCUUCCUAGAUGAAAUAGACUAUGCCAACUGGAAAUAAAAAUAUGAAUAGAAAACUAUCCAGGACUUCAGUUAUAUAAUGCAAGUUAAACGUAACAGGAUUUUAAUAUAUACUUGUAUAAUUAUAGUAUCAUGAAAGCAUUUUGUAUUGGAUAUUUAUUUUGUUUUAUUUUGACCGCUGUAUAGGCAAAUCAGGUACAUUAGAGAUACACGGGAAACAGCUGUUACUGCAUAAGCAUAACAUGGAGCAGUGAUGACUCAAUGGUUAGAAUGGUUAGGCUAAGUCACUGCACACUGCCAGGAAUUUGAUUCUGAUCAAAUUUGAUUCUGAUUCGGUUCAAGAUUGACUCAGCCUACUAACCUUCUCGGGUCAGUAAAAUGAGGACCCAGAUUGUUGAGGGCAAUAUGCUGAUUCUGUAAACCAUCUAGAGCAGGGGUGUCAAACUCAAGGUUAGGGUUAGGGUGCUUAGAUCUGGCCCACGGGGCCACUCUGGAAACAGCGAAGGACUGGGCCACGGUGCCUCUGCCAAUGAAAAUAGCUUGGGGGUGUGUGUGCACAAACUCCGUUUUAGCUGGCAGAGGGUUUCAGGAGGCCGUUGCAGCUGAAAACGGAGCCCGGGAGCCUGUUUUCGCUGGCAGAGCGCUGGCACCCUCGACACAAGUGACAGUGAGAUGGCCAUGCCCACCUUGGCCAUGCCCACUCUGGCCCUCCCAAGGUCAAACACAACCUUGAUGAGGCCCUCAAUGGAAUUGAAUUAAAUUGAGACACCCCUGACCUCGAGAGUGCUGUAAAGCACUAUGAAGUGGUAUAUAAGUCUUAAAUGCUACUGCUAUUUCAUGUUAUAGGAGUGGACUAAGUAUAUGGUUAAACAUAUUUAUUGCCAGUGCAAAUUUGAUAAGAUUAUUUUUAAGAAACAAGAUGGAAGACUUCUCUGAUCCCAUAUUUAUAUGAAGCUAAAAGAUUUGCCUAGGAUAUAAGGGAGUGUGUGAAGCAAAUGAUUAAAGGUCUUACAAUGUUAUUACACAAAUACUACAGCUUACCUAUUUGCGUGAAAUAUUAAUGCAAAUAUGUAAUUUGCAGUAUUUGUAUCCUUGUUUUCCUAAAAGAGAUCCACACGGUCAUAUUUUUAUCUAUGAAAAGGUGAAUGAGUAUCUUUAUAUUGAUACUGAAUACUUCAGUUUUUCUUGUUCUAUCGGCUGCAGAAACUACAACUAGAUUAUCGGGUCUUAGAAUUUAUUAUGCUAUUUGUUUAAAGAAACACUUCCUAGAUUUACAUUUUAAGAAUUAUAAUAUCAAUAUAUUAUAUAUUGAUAUAUUAUAUAUUAUAUUAUAUAUUAAAAUAUAUGUAUAUGGCUCUAAUUUUCAAUACUUCCAUUAUGUCACUCUUAAAUAAUAAAGAGAUCAUGCACUCAGCUAUAUUUAAGUCACAGAAUCUAAAUAAUAAGUUCAAACAUUCUGACCGAAUCGUAGGUUUGAAACAUGAAGGUAGUCCUUGGUUAAUGAUGUGAUGUCACUUGACCAAGCCAUCUCAUAUGACAGCUCCAGCAUUCCAGUUAUCCUUGUUAAGCGUUAAACAUAACAAUACUUGGUUACCAUUUACAACUACCUGAUGGCUUCCCCACUUUCUUGCCUGUUUGCAAGGAUUGUUUUUUUUUUAAUCUUCCUUGAACAUUUUAACAUUUGCACCAUGAAUAGGGGUAAUGUGAUUUUAUUACAGAACUGGAACUUAAGCUAGUAAAAAUCCUAAUGACAGAACGGCUUAUGUAUAAGAGCUUAGAUUAUUGAAAAAAUAAAUGAAACUGCUGUUUAAUUUAAUGAGUGAUUUCUGUUACUUUUAUUGAAUUCAUUUGCACACAACACCUUUAAAGAAAACUUGUUUUCCAAGAAUGCAUGGAAAUUACUCAAUCCCAGGAAAAGAUUUAGUUGCUUUAAGGGUUUGCAGUAUUAAUACUUUUGAGAAGCACCAGUUUUACAAUUUUUUCCAUGCAUCUAUUAUCUUUAAAAUGAAAUGUAUUUAAAUUAUAACUAGAUUGCACAUUAAUUUUGUGAUGCGCAAAGAAUUUUUUAAAUGAACAGUUUGUUUAAAUACUUCGAUAUACUAUUAACUUUUCUGAAUGUGUUAAUUCACUAUAGACUAUUUUCUUUCUCAACUUUUUAAAAUUCCAGAUUUCUAAAACAUCUGUUACCCUGUCUAUUACCUCGGGUACUAAUUUUAAUACUGAUAUUUGGAAUUGAUUAGCAAAAACAUUUUUAAAAUAAACACUGUCGACAGAAAGUAACUUCUUUUUAAGUCUAAGUUACGCAUAUUCAUUUUAGAUUUUAACUGGAUUAUCAGAAUAUGUUUUCGUAUAACAAUAAACCAAGAUUUCUUUGGCGAAUGGUUUCUUAAGCAAGAAAAAAAUGAAACAAGUAAUCUGACUUUUUUUAGCUAAUUCCAGGUUUAUUUUCUCGUGAAGUUUUAGUAUCGCUUUAUAAUGCUUUGGUAAAACCACACUUGGAAUAUUGCAUCCAGUUUUGGUCGCAAGUAUAUAAAAAAAAUGUUGAGACUCUAGAACAGGGGUAGUCAACCUUUUUAUACCUACCGCCCACUUUUGUAUCUCUGUUAGUAGUAAAAUUUUCUAACCACCGGUUCCAGAGUAAUGCGCCAUGUAUCGUUGUCUGGGCAUGCCUUUUGCACAUCGUGGAUUGGGUUUGGGGGUGGGGGGCACCGGCUAGCAGCUCUGCUUGUCUGUUACAGCUGGGUGGUGUGGGGAGAUGUGCGAGCUAUUCUGGGAUGAGGCUGUUUUGUUUGUGGUUGCACUAUAGCGCCAUUUGGUUUCACUUACAUAACGUGAACUAAACUUAUGCGCGGGUGAUACAAAUAUAUUUUCAGAAAUUUAAAUUGUCACGGGGAAUUUUAUGAAAACCUAAUGAAAAUAUUUUUAAAUAAUGCUAUGAAUUUUUUUUAAAAAGUCAAUUAAAUAAAAAAAAAAGAAAGUGCUUCAGUAUCGGACAAAACCCCUACCGCCCACCAUGAAAGCUGGAAUGGCCAAUAGUGGGCAGUAGGGACCAGGUUGACUACCACUGCUCUAGAAAGAGUUCAGAGAAAAACAACAAAGAUGAUUAGGGGACUGGAAGCCAAAAUGUGGUUGGGUAUGUCCCAUCUAAAGAAAAGAAGGACUAGGGGUGACAUGCUAGCAGUGUUUCAAUAUCUGUGGGGCUGCUACAAGGAAGAGGGAGUCAACCAAAGGACCUGAAAGCAGGACAAGAAGUAAUGGAUGGAAACUAAUCAAGGAGAGAAAGCAAUCUAGAACUAAGGAUAAUUUUUUUGACAGUUCCAAAUAAUUAGUGGACGUUGUGGGUGCUCCAACACUGGAGGCUUUUAAGAUGAGAGUGGAUAAACAUUUGUCAGAAAUGGUAUAGAGUUUCCUGCUUGAGCAGGGAGAUUGGUCCCUUCCAACUCUGUUGUACUUUUAUUUCUUUGACCAUUGUUUAGAGGAAAUGGAUAAUGCAAAGUAAUAUAUAUAUAUAUUUUAAUUUCAGGAAUAAAUUUAGGCUAUAUUCUAAUGGAAUGGACACAUUCACAUCAUGAUCUUUGACUGUUGUGCUUUAGCUUCAAUGAAAGUUCCUUCUUUCUGCUGCCAUCAUUAUGCUAUGAUACCACAUAAUCACUUUUGCUUUUGGAAAGGGUUCUAUUGAAUGAAACAUGAUUUACUUUUCAUUUACUUUACUUCUCAGUCAAGCAAAUUGUCAGUAUUUGUUAUGCCUAUUUUUAGAUGUAUUUAUCAUGGAGUAAAUAUAUAUUUUACAAUGGUUUAUAAAACCAGUAUUCAUUAUCUAGUUUUGCUCUUAUAUAAUAAACUGAUCUUUCUGAGCUUGGCAUUGUCCAUGUGUGUUAGAUUAAAAUUUUCAUAACUCCAAUCAGCAAUUAAAUUGUUUAAAUAUCAGGAUUUGACUGUAGGCAUUCAUAAUACAAUUUCUGAUUGUGGUAUAAUGAUUGAUUUAAUUGCUGGUUUACAUAGUUGGGGUCAAAAUAAAACAAAAAAAAACACCAAAAUGGCUUACAUACAUAGACGAAUAAGAAAAUGAAAAAACAAUCUUCAGUGUUCAUAUUUUUCAGUGUGAUUCUGGCAACAGUACAGAUUAAAUAUAAUAGAGAAAAAUGAGCAUAUGCAUAUCUAUCUGGUAUGAAAAUGCAUAUGUUGAUACAAAACAUGCAUAACCACCUAUUAGAAAAAUUCAUAAAAUGUAAGAUAAAAACAAAAACUUGAGUUUAUUAAUAAAUCCUUUAGGGAAAGCAUGUCCAAAAAUAUCCCAAACAUAGAUUGGCGCAGGAUAAUGCAAUAAAAAGUUGGAACAUUUUAAAACCAUAUUAAUAUUCAAAUACCCUUGGUCUUGAGUCUUAUUUUUUGGCUUGGAUAAUUGAUUUUAUCAAUGUAAUCACAACCAGCUUUGUAGAGCACUGCAUGAAUUGAUAAUUGAAAAAACUGAAGAGUAUUUUUCUACUAUCUGAAGUUUAAAAUAUUGGUGAUGUCAUAUUCAUAAAAACAAGUUGAAGAUUUUUUUUGUCAGAGGUUGCUCAAAUUUAAAUGAAUUUUUAAAUCAAAUAUCUAGGAUACAGAUCCAGCAUUCAUGAAAAGUAAAAUCAUAUAUAUAAAUUACAUUGGACCACAGGUAGUCCUUGACUUGCAGCAGAUCAUUUAGUGAACAUUCAAAUUUAUAAUGGCCCUGAAAAAGUGAUUCAUCGUUUUUCAUACUUUCAUCUUUGCAGCAUCUUCUCGCUCAUGUGAUCAAAAUUCAAACACUUGGCAACUGACUCAUAUUUAUGACUGUUGCAGUGUUCCAGGGUCAUAUGAUCACUUUGUUACCUUCUGACAAAGUCAAUAGAGAAGCCAGAUUUCCUUUAUUACUAUGUUAUUAACAUAACAAUUGCAGUGAUUCACUUAACAACUGUGGCAAGAAAAUUUGUAAAAUGGGCAAAACCCAUUUAACAACUGUCUUGCUUAGCAACAAAUGUUGGACUUAACUGUGGUUGUACGUUGAGGACUACCUGUAGUUUGGAACUUGAUUUCUAGAGAUAUGACAUCUCUAAUCAAUAAAUCUAGUUUUUUCUUCCUAGUGUUUUCCCCAAGUACAGGGUCUGUUCUUCCCCCCUCCAUCAAGUGUGUAUUCAUCUGUUGAUUGCAACAGGAAUUGACUGACUGGUUUGUUACCCAAAUCUGACAUUGUGAGCUGAAAGAGUGACUGGUCCAAAGUCACCCAGCUGGCUUUCAUGCCUAAGGCAAGACUAGAAGAACUAAAUAAUUUUUAAUCAAACUCUUGAAUAUAAGCUUUAUGUUGGUUUGAAAAUGAACUUUUUUCAAUGUUGGCUAAUAAAGUAAACCUGAUCAUGAUGGCAUUAUUACCAUUAUCCCCAGUGUCAGAAUUUCAACUAUUUUCUCGUGUUUGAACAGGAAUUUAAAAUACUUUUGCUGAAAUAUUAUUAUUCUGCUCCUCUUCAGGAUGGACAACUUCCAGUAAAAAUUCCUAGGGAACAACAGAUUUUAUCAAUCCAAUUCCACAAGAAGAAAAAACCAUAGAAUGACAUUUUGUGUAAUUUUCAUACUAGUCAUAGGAAAAAGAACUAUGAACUGGAUAAAAUAAUUUAAAUUAUAUAUCAUUAACAUCAAAUUAUUUCUGAUGUGAAGAAAUUCAUAGGAAGUGAGGUGUAGUUUGAGAAAAGGAAAUACAUAAGAAAUCUUACUGCUUAAGUAAACUGACUUAAAAACUUGAAUUGGUUUGAAUACACUUUUUGCCAUCAAAACAAAUUCUAGAAUCUUGUUUUCAUCUUGGGUGAAGAUGUUUUAACUUAUCUUCAUUUUUUCAGAGAUGGACAGUUUAUAAAAACAAUGGUAGUCUCAAGAUGUUAAAACCAAAAAUUGUUUUCCAUUUCUAUUUGUGCAGGAGGAAAUGAAUAUCUUUUAAACUAGCUAUAAUUAAACUUGUAACAAGGAACUGUGGUUAAAGUGGGUAAUGGAAACUUAUUUUUGAAUAUUUAAAUUUAGAUUUUGGAAAGUAUAUAUGUAAUUUUACUUACUGUAUAACAAUUUUGUCUAGAAUAUCUUCGCAGUUAGAUUUCACUAUAUCUGAUGAUUAUUUUUGAUACUGCAAUAAAACAGAUUCUCACGUUAAAUAUUUCCUAACUAUUCUGUUGUGAGUUGUAAGUGACUGACGGUAUUCUGUGAUCACUUAAAACAUGGAUGUCUCAGGCAGCUUAUCUUUGAAUAAACUUCCUAUAUAUAUCUGUUACAAAAUGUAACUAUAGAAUUUGUUUUAUUUACUGUACAUUAUCUUAUAAACUAUAAUUACAAAAAUAUGGAAGCAGCAGGGAUUGCUUUGUGGAGGUGCAGUUAGAAUGCUGUACUGCAGGCUCAACUCUGCCCACAGCCUGCAGCUCAAUCCUGAUCGGCUCAAGGUUAACUCAGUCUUCCAUCCUGAGGUCGGUAAAAUGAGGACCCAGAUUCUUGGAGGCAAUAUGUUGACAUUUGUAAACCACUCAGAGUGCUGCAAAGCACUACGAAGCGGUAUAUAAGUCUUAAGUACUAUUGCAGAUAGCCCUCACUUACCAAUUAUAGUUGAGACCAGCAACUCUUGUCACUAAGCGUGCAGUUGUAAAAUGAAAAGUUACAUGACCAUGAUUGACUAUCAGUUCUGACUGCAUUUGUUAAGUGAAUCACUGUGGGUUGCUGAGUACAGUAUCAUGUGGCUGAAAAUUGUGACUUCCUGCUGGUUAGAACCCAACUGUGAGGGUGACAAAUGGUGAUCAGGUGACUUUGGGAUACUGCAAACUCUUAUAGAAGUGUGCCAGUUGCCAAACACAUGAAUCAUAAUCGUGUUACAACAAGGAUCCUGCGAUGGCUGCAACUUGAGUACCAGCCAUAAGUCUUUUUUUCGCUCACCAAGUGAUUGGUAAGUGAGGACUAGUUGCAUAUAUUGAUCUGCAUUGCUCCAUUUAGCUCUUCAGCAGAUCCUGAUGAGUUUCUACAGAUAGUCUGCACUGUGAUAAAUCUUACAGAAUGUAUUUUAAACUAUUUUUUAACCUUUAUUAUGCAGAAACAUGUAAACUGUAUAUUUUAAAAACUUGUUGAGCAAUUUUAGUUGCUUUUGAAAUUUAGGUGGGUGAAAAAGUCUAGUUUCAGCAAAAUUGGUGAUUCAGAAAAGCAAAGCUUAAAGGCUAAUUUACUUGUUUCUUUAUUAGAUUUUUAUUCCAUCUUUUUUACAGUAUAAGUAACUUCAGGUGGGAAACAAUAAUCUUUCCAUCACCUCUCUUCCCCAUAACAACAACCCUGUGAGACGGGUUUGGCUGAGAGAGAAUCAAAAAUUGCCUAGCCAGCUUUCAUGGCUAAGGCAGGACUAGAACUCACAGUCUUCUGGUUUCUGGGCCAGCAUCUUAGCCACUACACCAAAUUGGAUUUACGUUUUCCAUGUAAAAGAUAACAAGGUUAAUUUUCAGCAUCAUUUUCUAGAAGCAGGAAUGAGUUCCUGUGGAAAUUCAGGAGAGCUGUUGCAAAGCAGAUCGUAUAAUAAUUGAGUUAGGUAGCCAAGUUCUCUUUGAUUCUGCAUAAGGUAGCUUUCUGAAAAACUCGUAUUUAUACCAUGCUGAAUAUAAAGAAUAUGGCCUACCGUUUUUUUGAGGUAUUGAAAUAGAUCUCAAGUUAUAUAAAGUCUUAUUUCAGUUUAUUCAGUCAUUUUUGUUUUAAAUUUUAAAAUAUUAUGAAGUUAUGGCUGUUUAUGAUCUGAAUAAAAAGUUGUGAGAUGUCAGCAUCUGAUGAAGCAGCAGGAUGUCUGUUUAAGUUACAGUUGGUGAGAGAAAUUUAGAGUGAUCUGUAUUCCUGAAGUACUGUGAUAUUCAGCGUGAUCUGAGCUUCAUCUGAUUCCCGUUAAAAGGUAAAGAGAUUCUGAUCAAACUCCUGAAAAAUAUACUAUAGAGAAGCCUUAAUUAAAUGAAUUCUUUAUUGGAAAAUUUAUGAAAUUUUAAGAUACUUUAAGACACUAAUGAGUCAGGGCUGAUAUUGAGAGCCCAUCCCCAUAAAAAAUACCUACAUCAGUGGUCUGAUGCUGUUCGUGAUACAGUAUUGUGAAACUAAAUCAUGUUGUGAUCGAAGGGGAUCUCUGCUCAUCUCAGAGAAGAAGUUUUUUGUAAAAGUACUAACAGAACCAUCACCAAAAGCCUCUCACCAAUCCAUCAUCAAUCUGAUAGUGUGUAAUCGGAGGGUAUGUCCAAUUACUGUUUUCGUUCCCAAGAGUGGGUCACCCACCAAAUAUCACCUGCUAAUGGCAGAUAUUUACUGGCCACUCAUGUCAUUGGUCAGAAGUUCAACACAAGGUAAUGACUGAAUGAGAGUGAAGUGUACGGGAGGAUGUUGAUGAAAAACAUUGCUAGUCAGGAAGCAUGUUGUCAUGCACCUCACAUUUAUCAAAAUCUAUCUGCAUGAUUCAGCAAGGCUAUUGGAAUGUAUUCCUUGAGCAGAUGAGAAUAAAGUGAAAAAAAUUGCCUUGAAUGAGAGAUGCUGUAUUUGGGGACAAGAUUGUAUUCCAACAACAGAACAUUAUGUUUACUGAAAAGCAUGGUGAUGUAAAUAUCAGGGUGUUUUUCAACCUCAGAAGCCACCUUAUAAUAAUAACAGGAAUAUGGAAUUUGGAUUGUACAACAGAUUCUACAAGAAAUCAUCAGAUCUCACAAAUCUAUGGUAGAAUGGCUAAAGUCGAGUUAAGUUUCACAUUUUUAAAUGGCCAAGCCAAAUUCCUGUCCUUAACUCAAUUGAAAUAUUAUGAUAUGAACAAGUUAUCUAGGACCAUCUAGAAAUAACUGAGUUGAAGGACAGGAGUAUUAGCUAAAGGAGUAAUUAUUUAAUAUAGCUAAAGCUGUGGCUUAUAUUUUUCCAACAUAAGUCAUUAAAUGUUGGCUUAUAAAUGAUAUGACACAGUACCCUGUUUUGUAGUUACUUAGCGAAAUGUAUUAAGGGGUUUUAAAUGAGGCUGAUACAUUGUAGACUGUGGUAUUGCAAAAUCAUAGAGUUCUGAAGAGUUUCUUUUAUCACUAUACACAGACUUUUUGAAAGGCUGAAAACUGCACCUUAGAGCAUUAGAUGACUAAAAGAGUUUCAGCAUUUUGAUAUGUUUAAAAAACAGAGAAUCAAAAAUAUUGACCAGGAAGCUAUUAAAUGUAUUCUUAUUGUGAACAUAGUUAACAAUUCAAGUGAUAUCUUGUAAGGAAAUAAUAAGUAUUAUGCAUAUUUAAGCAUGCAUAGUUCUGAAGAUGAUAUGAAUGGAUUAUAGAAUUUAAGGAAAUCUAUUGUAUUUGCUAUUUUAGCCAAAAUAAUAGUUUAUCAUAUCCCGUGCAAAGAUUGUUUAAUGUUUAGCCAAGAAUGCUUCACAGAGGAUACAGCUUAGUGCAAUAAUUUAUAUUUCUCUGUCAUGCUAGCUUAUUAGAUAUUUUAACGUAUCAUUUGUAUUCAAACUGGUGUCACAAAUCUUUAGAUGCUCUCUGACAUUCCUUUCUUUGCAUAUUAAGUGAAAAGCUCAAAAUAUAAUAUUUUUAUACUAUUAUCCUAUGUUCAAAUACUUAUGAAUUAAACCAUAAAUUUAUUCUUAUUAGAUAUUCUUUUAACAGAGGACUAUAGAGUAUAGGAAUACAAUAUGAAAAAAACUAAUCCAUAACUUUCUGCAAUGGCAAACAGCCUCUCUUCCCCUGACAUUCUUGCACAUGUAUGGCGUGGCUUAAGAAGUUAAAGCUCCAGAAAGACUUUUAAACCUGCUGUCUCUGUUUUGGAAGUGGAAUUAGGCUUAUCCCAGUUUCUGCUGAAAUGAAAGCAAGUCUUUUGACUUAAGUCAAAUACGCCAUCCUCCUUAAAUAAAGUUGAAAAGUGUGGACGGGAAAGGACAUAAUGGGGAUACAGUUGCUUGAAAUGCUACAAGUAAAAGGAAGCUGUUAAGAUUCUGAAGUACGGCUGAAGAUGCAAAAUCACCUGGGAAGGAUGAAUUCUUUAUAAUAUUUCAGGACAGUUGCACCAUGCAGAAUUAAGCAAGCAAUUGUGAUCUUGGGGUUGAAUUGACAAAGAGGAAUCAUCUUAAGAACAGUAAUCAUUAAAGCAACCAGGACUACAACGAGGACACCAUUUUAAAACUUUGAAGUUGGAGUACAGCUUCAAAACUUCAUUCAGCUUUUGAUUGAAGAAUCCAUCUUGAAACUUAAGAGAGCCCCACAUUAUUUGAUCAAAUAUAUUGCUCCUGUGAAACUGAAGUGGAAACCUAUAUCUACAUAAGAACAAUGCUUGAAUUGAGUAUUUGUGAUAACUAUGUAAAUUUUCAGUCAUUAAAUGAUUCCAAAAUUA
Ahaetulla prasina is the source of this 13041-nucleotide messenger RNA. It is a transcript of the gene PSPC1, whose product is annotated as paraspeckle component 1. Gene Ontology annotation, molecular function: RNA binding. The transcript has 13 exons. Lineage: Eukaryota; Metazoa; Chordata; Lepidosauria; Squamata; Colubridae. The record is from RefSeq and is a predicted model, not a curated record. Bases 151 to 1740 code for a protein of 529 amino acids. Gene Ontology annotation, cellular component: nucleus. Gene Ontology annotation, biological process: regulation of DNA-templated transcription.